Talaromyces proteolyticus is the source of this 1637-nucleotide messenger RNA. RefSeq lists its product as uncharacterized. Gene Ontology annotation, molecular function: protein dimerization activity. The transcript is spliced from 2 exons. The record is from RefSeq and is a predicted model, not a curated record. Bases 166 to 1482 code for a protein of 438 amino acids. Lineage: Eukaryota; Fungi; Ascomycota; Eurotiomycetes; Eurotiales; Trichocomaceae.
GCCUUCAUAUAUCGCCUGUGCUCCUCUCGCAUCGCUUCUCAGCUUCAGACAUCCAUUCUGUCCUCAGCCCGUUGUCGGCCUGUACAAGACUGUCAUCAGAACUACUAUCCAGAUUGAUAUCCUGAUAUACACUCGAUCAGGCACUUGAGCAGACUUUCCUAUAUCAUGCCCCCUCGCCUCCCCCCAACGCCUGCCACCUCGGGCGAGCUGCACAUCAAAGACCACACCAUUGAGUCCAUGGCCGAGCACUCCUUUGCGCUGCCUCCCGCGGCCCUGAGCCCCGUGGUGACCGACGAAGGUAGUAGCAGCCGCAAGGGCUCCGUGGUCUUCCAGCCGCCUGUGUCGCCUGCAUCGCCCGACCUAGUUGCGCUUGGCAGUCGCAGGAUGAGCGCUGCCUCAUCGCAAAAGGGUACCAAGCGAGGCUCCGCUGCAUUGGAUGAGUUCAAUCUCCCGCCGCCGCCAACAAGGACCAGGAAGAUCAUCCAGAUGAAGCCCAAGACCACUUUUUCGACAUCGUCAACACCGUCAACACCAGCGGGCACCUCGAAUAACACGCCAACUCAAUCCUCGCAGAAGAGCGCGGGCAGGUCGGCUUCCAUUGCGAAAACAACUGCACCGGCUGCCGCAAACCCCGUUCUUCCCGCUCCCGCUUCCACCCAACAACAGUCUGGCUCGAAAAAGAAGCAGCCUAGUGCUACGUCAGCAGCAGGACGCAAAAUCGCUCGUAAGACGGCCCACAGCUUGAUUGAGCGGCGGCGUCGAUCGAAAAUGAACGAGGAGUUCUCCACGCUAAAGGAUAUGAUUCCAGCAUGUCGGGGACAGGAGAUGCAUAAACUCGCUAUUCUGCAGGCAAGUAUUGACUACAUGAACUAUCUCGAAGAAUGCAUCACCGAGCUCAAAAGCGCAUCUGGCAAAAACAGCCAAUCCAAAACACCACUCAUGAUGGCCGCGCCGCCUGGGCCCCCAUCGCCAACAUCACCAGAAGUCAUGAUGCCGGACAAAACCGUUGACGAGGAAUCCUUCUCCUCGUCAUCCGCUGCUUCCCCGGCAGCCAGCAGCAUAUCACCCGCCUUUUCACCACACACAAACCCGCAUCAAGCGCCAGCCAUUGAUAACACGUACUACUCGAUCCUGCCUUCGCCAGCCCUCGGCCCAUUACGCUCUCCGCAACAACUUCCUCCAAGUACACACACCUGGCGCCCCUCGCAACCCAUCACCUCUACUACCCCUUCCCCCGCCAUCCUCCCGCAGCAGCACCACCGACACAGCAUCUCCUCCAGCUACGCGAGCAGCACGACCAGCGGCGCCGCGCACGAAGCCGACAGCAUGAUCGACCACGAGGCCAGCGCAGCCCUGUUAAUGCUGAACAUGGACCGACGCGGAACAGGCGCGAGCAUCGAAGAGAGCGCUCAGCGGUCGUCGCUUGCUGUAGAGGCGUCGCGGAAGUUGGGCAUGAGUGUGCGCGAUUUACUAGCGCCGUGAUUACUUUACAAUUUAGUAAAAUGAUAUUUGGCUCUGUGUAGGUAGUAUAUAUAUUGAUAUUGACGGGUUAUGAUGUUUCAUGAUGCAUGAUCGAGUAUGAACUCUUUACUUUUUAUUCUAUUCCAAGUAGAUGUACUAUUGACAUGAAAUUUCAC